AUGGCUGCUGCUCAUCUUCUCCGUGCCUCCUCCUCGAGAGCCAGCGUCCUCUUCGUGAUUGUAGCUGUGUUUGCCGGGUUUUCCGUGGCCUCCGCAGGGAUUCGCCUCCCAGGUUCCCAGGAGAGAAGUUCGCGUUUGCCACCUCUUUCCAAUGUGUCCUGUCCGAACGAGACGAAGGGAUGCCUUGGUUUUUCUCUUCGCUGAUAGGUUUCUUCAUCCCCUUGUGUUCAGGCCUGGAUGAGGAAGGCAGGGAAGCCGGGAGAGACGAGCUCUUCGCGGAGACCCUAAGGGAUGAAGCGGUGGCUAGACUCUACGAACUUGGGAAGGUAUAGGUGGUGGCUGAUAUUUUUCCCCGUGUUUUCUAUUCUCCUUUUUAACAGUUGUAAAUGUGUUUAGAAGUGUUGACAUUUGUUGUUGUGAUUGCUGCACGAACAAGAGAUUCAAGGAUUUGUUUUCUGUUUAUAUAUUUUUUGAGUUCCACAAAACUCUUUUCUCCCUCGGAUGUACGUUGCAGAAAGCUAUAAUUGAGUUACCUUUCUGUUAUGCGUAUAGAAGCUGAGAUUAAUCUGUUUUUGGUUCUGUUCAUAGCUGUUUCGAACUCGAAAAUUUUGUUUUCGUUUGCUGUUUUUUAUCUUAUAUAACGUUUCUGUGUGAAAACUUGUACCAGCUUUGUUUCAUCCUAUUGCACGAGCAGAACAGUGGCAUCUAAGAAAACAGGAUCCAUUUGAGUUACGUUAUAAGGAAACAGACGAGCGAUAGAUCUCUGUCUUGUAUAAGAUUAUUCCACUCAAUUAAAGAUUGGGUAAAGAUAGGAAUGCUCAUGAGUAUGUGAUUCUUUCUUUGAGAAAGAUUACCAGGACAACGUGCUGUGGGGAUCUUUCCCAUUGAUAAUGGGGAGGACAUAUAGCAAAAAUAAGAUUUUAAAUCAUUUUUUCUGCCUUCGGCUUGGAUAACUUAUUCUCACGGAUCUCCAAGUUGCAAAAGGUGACUUGCCUGAUUCCGUUCAUCUCUGUCAAUUGAUCUUCUGUCUGCACAAAUUUGAUAGCCUUUUCAUUUAUCACUGAGAUGAUUCUCUGUGAAGAUGCAUUCAAGGUUCUUUUUAAUCGGCUUAAAAUAUAUGUAUCUCGAGAAGAUCAAUUCCGAAUAAAUAACACCAAGAAGCAUCAUCUCUAUUUGGAUCUUUAGUCUACCUAGAUUUAGAAAUGUAAACCAAAAGAAAUUCCCUCAAGAAAAGAGCUUGGCAAACUUUUCUUAAUUAUUUAUUAAUCAAAUGGAAGCCAAAUUUUGCAAACCAGCCAAACAUUCGACCUUUAUAAAUAUAUUUUUUUUUAAAAUCAUUUUUCCUAUGUUGUGUGGGUAUUUACUUCAACUUUUAUCUCACUGGGUAGGCGUGGCUUAUUGCUUGCGCAUCUCUUUCCUCUUUUUAUUUUUCACCCAGGAGCUGUGGUGAGAAAAUGUUUUUUUACCAUCCGAUGCGGUCCAGCUGCGAUCACAACAUUUUUUUAAAUCGUGGCCGUAGUUUUUGAGGUUAAUAUACAUUCGAACGAUUUUGAACCUUUCUGAGCUGCCGAAGUUGUAGCUUGAAUCUGGAAUUCUCUCUACCUUUUGUCCUUGUUCACUGUCCUUCCAUAUGUUCCCGCAGGGUUUCUCUCUCAGUUGUGUUGGAUUUUAUUUCUAUUUGAGGGGAGGCGAAAUGUUAUUAAUUCACCGUACCGCUGUCGAUAGAGCAUUCUAAUUUGAGAUCCCAUUUAUGACUUUACGAAAAUUGUUUGGUCGAUAUAUGCUUGCGGAUAAGUUCCUGUUUUCGUCCAUAAUUGCCCUCGAAUCACCGACUAGACCAGUUCAAAGUUAUGCCCUGUUUAACUCUCAAUGCCUCUUUUCUUCUCUCACUGCUACCAUUCUUGUAGAAAUCAUUCAAAUUUAGCAGAGAUUGGUCAGCAUGUGACUGUCUACCAUAAGUCUUAUUAUUAAAUAAAGUAAACAUGAUCACACUAUGUCAUCUUUUUUUUACAAAACUGAGUUAAUCAUUCCUAAAUGUGCCACUGCUGCAGGUCGUUUCUCUAUUUCUUCCCGCUGAGUUAAUAGCUUAUAAUGUGAAAUAAAUUAGAUAGUAAUAAUACAUUUUGACUUUUUUAAUCUCUUCAUUUCAGGUGACAGAUGCUGAUGGUCACCUCGAGAGGACAUUCUUGAGUCCAGCGUUUACUCGAGCUAGCAAGCAAGUUCUUGAUUGGAUGAAGGAUGCUGGUCUUAAAACGUUUGUUAUCCGGCAAGCUUUUCUUUCCUUUUUCUUCAUUUUUGAUAGCCAGAACUUAAAUACAAUAAUUGUUCCUCUAGAUGGGUGGAUCAAAUGGGCAACGUACAUGGGCGAGUUGAUGGUAGGAAUGCAAGUGCGGAAGCCCUAUUAAUUGGUUCUCACAUUGUAAAUAGUCACUAUUUCUCAUUCUCUCCUUUGAAUUCAGCGUGUGAGAAAUUUCCAACAUUUUGAUGGUUAAAAACUUUACGGUUGAAACAGGACACAGUAAUUGAUGCCGGAUUUUACGAUGGGACAUUAGGCGUGAUCUCAGCAAUAGCUGCGGUCAAAGCAUUGAUGAAGAAGGGGAGGCUGAACGACCUGAAACGCCCAGUGGAGGUAUUAAAAAUCUCCCUAAAACUUUCUUGCUUAUAGACAAUAAUCAGUUAAGAACUAUCCUAAAUGAUCAGCAAAUCGUGAUGAAAGUAAUUAGAACGAUGUAGUGAAAGUUCUGCAGUGAAUCUUUAACCGUUCUUGACUGUGUGCUCUCUUACACUGCUCGUUUUUCUAGAAGCUCUGUGGGAGAAACUUACUGUAUUUUUAAUAUCAAAACCAUAUAAAAGAUUAGCACUACCUUCAUGCUGAUCUUCAAAUUUCAUCACGGUUGUAAGGCUGUAUAUAGCAGCUUCUCACUUCGUUUCCUCGAACAAUUGCAGUUAUUUUGAUAUCAUUGUUGAAACAUGAAAAAUCAAAAGCCCAAUGGUCAGGAAUGAUGAGACAUUCUAAGAAUAUGUAGAAAUAACGGAGUGUUUUCUGUCUUUCAAUCACUUCCGGAAAAAUGAGCAGACAUCUUUAAUGUCCACUGGCCGACAACCUGGAUCAUUAUCACUCUGCCAUCGUUUUUUUUUUUCCUUUAAAAAUGGCUCCAACACUGAUCUUAAUACCUUGUGUAUCUGCGUUGAAUCCUUCCCGAACUUGACAGGUCAUUGCCUUCAGUGACGAGGAAGGCGUCAGGUUCCAAUCCACGUUCCUAGGGAGCUCUGCCGUCGCUGGUAUUCUACCUGCCAAGGCGUUCGAAAUAUCCGACAAGAGGUUAGCCCUUGUGGGCAUCAUCAUUUUCCACCUUCUCCAUUUCAAAUAAAAAUAAAAAUAAAAAAUCUUAUUUCUUCUAUACCUCCACCGAAUCCCUUCCAGUGGUGCCACUCUCCGGGAUGUUCUCAAGGCCAACUCCUUGGAAGCCACAGAGGAGAGUCUCAUCCAGCUCAAGUACGACCCAAGCUCGGUCUGGGGUUAUGUGGAGGUAAAUCACGCUCUCUAAUCUUGAAUGGAGACGACGGAUUGAAAAGUGGGCGCAAAAGAAAAAAAGGUUUUAUCUUUUUUUUAUUAAUCUAAAGACGAACCCACGUGCUGUUUCCGCAGGUCCACAUUGAACAGGGCCCAGUGCUGGAGUUUCUCGGUUAUCCUCUUGGAGUCGUCAAAGGCAUAGCCGGCCAGACACGACUAAAGGUCAUUCUUUUCUGGGAUCGUUAUUUCCUCUAGUGACGUCAUUUUUACGCUAUCUCCUCGUCAUCAUCUUCAUGUCCAGAUUACACUACACCGCAUGAAUAGCGGCGGCUUCUUCUUCUUCUUCUUCUUCUUCUUCUUCUGCUGAUGAUGAUGAUGAUGAGAAGUUUGUGGCGGUGGGUUUUUACAGGUGACGGUGGGAGGCUCGCAGGGGCACGCGGGGACGAUCCCCAUGGCCAUGCGGCAGGACCCCAUGGCGGCCUCCGCCGAGCUCAUCCUCUUCCUGGAAACCCUCUGCAAAUCUCCAGCCAAGUUCCUGAACCGCAGAGAACAGUGCCGCUCCCUCUCCGGCGACUCCAUCGACGGCCUCGUCUGCACCGUCGGAGAUAUCUCCAUCUGGCCCGGCGCCAGCAACGUCAUCCCCGGCCAGGCACCACCCUCCCUCCUCAUCCUCUUCCACCAUCUACUGUAAUGUCUAAUCCUGAAUGAAGUGAUGGAUUGUAUUGCUUAUCUGGUCUUUUCUUUUGUCUUACAGGUGACCUUCUCCGUCGACCUGCGAGCCAUAGACGACGAGGCCCGCGAGGCCGUGAUCUUCGAAUUCUCCGAGCAGCUGUACGAGAUUUGCGACCGGCGGUCGGUUCUCUGCACCGUCGAGCAGAAGGUCGGUCCGCCCUCAUCUUCCUCUCAAUGAAUCUCAUCCUCCACUAAUAUAUGUAUAGAGAGAUAAGUCUAAAUCCAGUUCGCUCGAUUGCGGUUAAAAAUAUUGCAGCACAGCGCUGGAGCAGUCCGCUGCGACCCAGCUCUGUCGUCGCAUCUCGAGUGGGCAGCUCGCACGGCGGCGCGCGAGAUCUCCGGCGGCUUCACCCAAACCCAAGCUCCCGUCAUGAUGAGCGGCGCCGGGCACGACGCCAUGGCCAUGUCUCACCUCACCAAGGUUCCUCCUCUUCCUCUUCCUCCUCUCUCCUCUAUACAUCUUCCUUCAUCCCCACCCCUCUAUACAUCCUCCUUCCUCAUCUUCCUCUCCACUCCUCUAUAAAGCUUCCUUCUUCCUCUUCCUCUUCCUCUUCACUCUAUACGUCCUCCUUCAUUUUCCUCACUCUCCUCUAUAAAGCUUCCUUCUUCCUCUUCCUCCUUCCUCCCUCCCCCUCUAAAAUUGGCAUGAAGGGCUGACGGAGGAUUUUGGGCGGCGGCCAGGUGGGGAUGCUGUUCGUCCGGUGCCGCGGUGGGGUGAGCCACUCGCCGGAGGAGUACGUGCUUGAGGAGGACGUCUGGGCCGCUGGCUUGGCCAUCAUGAACUUCCUCGAAUCCCUGUAA
Messenger RNA from Spirodela intermedia, 5047 nucleotides. The record is from the annotation of a GenBank genome assembly. Lineage: Eukaryota; Viridiplantae; Streptophyta; Magnoliopsida; Alismatales; Araceae.